UAUCGUAUAUACAGGUAAUUCAAUCGAAAUGUAAGUUUUUUUUAUAUUUUUCGCUGAAUAUCUAUUAUGCUCGUGGGUCACACCCCAUAUCAGACACACAGUGGAAUUUUCACUCUUCAAAGCAAAUGGCUCCAGAGAUUUAAGAGAUUGUAACCUUUUGUUUUGUUUAAAUGUAUCUUUCUUCAGGUAAAGAACCUUUCCAACAUUCUGAUAAUGAACAAAAAAGAGAUGUGGAAAAUGGAAUGUAAAUGAAUCGCAUAUGUUCGUUCGGUGAUUGUUUUGAUCUCAGUGACACCAGAGCAGUGUCUGGCCACUAAUAUCACCGGACCUUAUCGACCCUUAUUGGUUCCAAUGAAUUUGCCUAUAUGUUUUUCAUAUUGCUGUGUGACUUAAAUGUAGCCUUCGCACUAGCACGUCGCGUGCACAUUUACACAUCCUCUUCAAAUGAACGGCGAAUGUUAACAGUAUAUACAGUAUGAUACGUAUCAUCAUAUGAUAAGAUAAAUACAUGUAUAUCUGUGGCACAUCACUUACAUUAUGUACAUCACAUUACUGGUACAAGAAAUUUAUUAGGUAUAGAUGGUAUAUGCUGUCCAGUACCACACACACACACACACACACACACACACACACACAUUACACAAAACGUAUAUAUACUCCUGUUGAUAAUAGGAUAAUACGUUUUAUGUAAUGUGUGUGUGUGUGUGUGUACAUAUACCUACACACACUAACAAAUAUUCAGGAUGUACUCAUACCCUGUAUAUUUGUAUGAAUGUAUAUAUGCCUGUGAAUCUGACAGCGUCUUUGUUUUCGUUUUAACCUGGUAGAUGCCUAAGACCUAAUGAGAACAAGUUGGAUAUAUGAAUUUUCUCAUAGUACUUUUCUGGUAAAUCUCUCAAUUAAUGGCUACAGGCGUCGCAAGUAGAUGCUGAAAUGAUUGGUGGUACGCGGGGCGUCCUUCUGACAUCAAGUAACAAUACGAGGAGGGCAGAAGCUCGCGCGGCGGAUGCAGUCACGCUUGCGUUUUUAAAAUAUUUCAAUGCUGUAGGGCCGUGGCGGUGGACAAACUGACCAGAACGUGUAAAUAAAAACAGUACUACCCCCAGAACGAGGCGUUCCUUACAGACUUUUUUUGGAUCAAUCACGCAGACAGUGGCUUCUUUUGAUUAAACCCCAAAUUGUCAUUGGGCAGAAGUAAUCAUGUGACAAGCAAUUCGGUCCAAUUUCAACCUUGUCUCCAUGAAUUCAAUAGUUUAAUAGUAGCGCGGUCCCCAUACGGCCGUAAUCAGUGAAUUAGAAAAAACACUAGCAGCGAUUUUUAUGAUUUUUUAAUCUGGCCACAAAAUUCAAAUAAGAGCUAACUUUCCAAAGCUCUGAGGGAGAGGAGAUGAAUUACGAAUUUGAGCGAGAGACUGGUUUUAUCAACAGUCAACCGUCGCUUGCUGAGUGCCUGACAUCUUUUCCCCCUGUCGGUGAUUCAUUUCAAAGUUCAUCAAUCAAGAGCUCGACGCUUUCACACUCGACACUGAUUCCUCCUCCUUUUGAGCAGACCAUUCCCAGCCUAAACCCCGGCAGCCACCCUCGCCACGGCCGGCCCAAGCACAGCCCCAAUGGCUGUAGUCCGCUGCCGACCGCAUCUCUUCCUCCGGAGUAUCCCUGGAUGAAGGAAAAAAAAGCUUCCAAGAAGAAUCACUUGCCGACACCAACGUCCACAGCCGUUGCAGCAGGACCAGUCUGCUUCUCGCCUAAAGGGUCGCCCGAGAUUCCGGAGAGUGGCAGCGGGGGAUCGCGCAGGCUGAGAACUGCGUACACCAACACGCAGCUCCUGGAGCUGGAGAAAGAAUUCCAUUUCAACAAGUACCUCUGCAGACCGAGGAGGGUGGAGAUCGCCGCUUUACUGGAUUUGACCGAGAGGCAAGUGAAAGUGUGGUUUCAGAACCGAAGGAUGAAACAUAAAAGGCAAACCCAAUGCAAGGAGAACCAGAAUAGCGAGGGAAAGUUGAAGCGUAUGGAAGACGGAGCACAGGUCGAGGAGGAGAAAUCUCUUUACGAGCAAGCCCUAAACAACGUGUCAGGGGCCCUUCUGGAGCGAGAGACCUACUCCUUUCAACAAAACUCGCUAACUCCGCAACAGCCUCAGAACAUCCACAAUGGAGAUUCCCAAAGUUUUACUGUUUCGCCUUUGAACAGCAAUGACAAAAAUCUUAAAAAUUUUCCCAAUCCGUCACCCACUGUUCCAGGCUGCAUGUCCACAAUGGGCCCGGAGUCCGCAUCUGGCCUAGACAAUGGUAGUCCCUCGGCCCUGGACGUUUCUUCUUUACAGGACUUUCACGUAUUCUCCGCAGAUUCCUGCCUACAUCUUUCAGAUGCCGCUUCCCCCAGUCUGUCAGAAUCUCUGGAUAGUCCCGUGGACAUAUCUACGGACAGCUUUUAUUUUUUCUCGGACACUUUAACAACUAUCGAUUUGCAGCAUCUGAACUACUAAACUGAAAUUGAAACAAACCCAAGAACACAAGUACACCGUUCUUGUCUUCAGAGUUUUAUAUAUUAUUAGUACAUUUUCUUCGUGGCUUAACUGAUUAGAUAACUAAUCAUGCAGAGGUAAGAUUUCACCAUAUAAUUUGUGUAAAUAAUUAGUUUGAUAAUAUUUGAAUUAAAAUUCGAACAGGCGACUAUCCGAAAGCAAUAUAAUUGUGUGUAAAAAGAGGAAAAAUAGAAAUGAAUCUUUGUCCUUUUAUUUUUGUAUCGCUUUCGGGUACAAUGUCAAUAAAUAUUUUUGUUAGAAUAAACUUGACUUGCUACAA
Brienomyrus brachyistius is the source of this 2804-nucleotide messenger RNA. RefSeq names its product homeobox protein Hox-A2b-like. The transcript is spliced from 2 exons. The coding region runs from base 1388 to 2485 and encodes 365 amino acids. Gene Ontology annotation, biological process: regulation of DNA-templated transcription. Gene Ontology annotation, molecular function: DNA-binding transcription factor activity, RNA polymerase II-specific; DNA binding. The record is from RefSeq and is a predicted model, not a curated record. Lineage: Eukaryota; Metazoa; Chordata; Actinopteri; Osteoglossiformes; Mormyridae.